Messenger RNA from Corvus hawaiiensis (hawaiian crow), 1319 nucleotides. RefSeq names its product spexin hormone (gene SPX). Bases 130 to 480 code for a protein of 116 amino acids. Lineage: Eukaryota; Metazoa; Chordata; Aves; Passeriformes; Corvidae. The record is from RefSeq and is a predicted model, not a curated record. Gene Ontology annotation, cellular component: cytoplasm. Gene Ontology annotation, biological process: positive regulation of gastro-intestinal system smooth muscle contraction. The transcript is spliced from 6 exons. Gene Ontology annotation, molecular function: neuropeptide hormone activity.
CCCUGCCACGGAAGGGGAGGGCACCUCCACUCUGAAGAUUUAAAAAGGGACCCCUGGACAUGUAGGAGGGAGAUCUUGUGACACAUCAUCCCGAGGAAAGAAGACUGAAGGUUUGUCACUGAGAUAAGUAUGAAGGGGCUGCAUAAACUCACAGCGUCUGCCCUGGCCCUGUUCCUGGCUGCAUCCUUCGUCACCUUCUCCUGGAGUGCUCCUCAGACUCACUUCCAAAGGAGAAACUGGACUCCUCAGGCCAUGCUCUAUUUGAAGGGUGCACAGGGACGUCGCUUCAUCUCAGAUGAGAGCCAGAGGAAGGACCUGUAUGACAGAGCGCAGCUCGAAACACGCAGCCAGAACACAAAUCCUUUAUCUCUUUCUGAAGCUGCUGCACUGUUCAUUAGAUCCUUACAGAAAGCACAAGAAGCGGAGGAAGAAAACAGUGAUCACCCUGGCUACUUGGCAGACAAUCUAUCGAAUUGGUGAAAUUAUUUAAAACGUCUUUAACGUUUGUACAGCUGUGAGCCUGAAAGCAUAACUUUUGUAAGUAGAGUGUUUCAUCCAUUCUCGCUGAAGUUCCCAAAGGGUGAGGUGUUUGCACAUUGCAAAAUUUUGAAGGCAAAGGGAUUAAAAGGUAUUAGUUCACAUAAGGAAAGCAUCUGUGAAGUUCCCUCUUUCUUUAGAGCAUUUUGUAUGUCCCAUCCAAAAUUUAAAAUACGUGGUACCAUCUAACCUGAAAAGAUGAUUAAAACUGUCUUUUUGGAUGACCAUUUCAUUAAAAACAGUUUUUCAGUUAUCAUUGGGAAGCCUUUUACCACCUUCCACUCAGCUGAAUAUUGAAGCUUUUUAAAAUGAUAAAGAUUCCUUCACCACUUCACUGGUGGCUCUGUAGGCUGCUGAUGGUCAAUAAAUUCAGUGAGAUGUAAAAACAUUCCAACUAUUUGUGACUGCAAAGCUGGUGACUUUUAAAUUUUUUUUUUUUUUUUUUUGGCAGAUAUCUGUCAGCACAAAGAACAGGCAGCAGCACUUAUUGCCCCAGUUCACUCCUGCAGAAAUACUCUGCAUAAUCCUAUUGAGCAAGCCCCACCACAUAAAAACAGUUUGGGGACAGGUCUUGCAUUAUCAGGGCCUCGUUAAUGACUGCAUUGUGAUUGUAUUUUUUUUUUGUUGUUCUUUCUUUCUGAGUUGUAAAACUGGAAUUAUACAUAAAUUUGUUAAUUACCAUUCUGUGCUGAUAAGGAUGUAUCUCACAUUAUUUAUGUAGUUCUGUGGUCUUACUGGUAAGCCCUCUGUAGCUCUGAAGUAAUUAAAGAGUAGCCACAUGA